Molecule: messenger RNA, 1359 nt
Organism: Aquila chrysaetos chrysaetos
Lineage: Eukaryota; Metazoa; Chordata; Aves; Accipitriformes; Accipitridae
Gene: SPACA1
Product: sperm acrosome associated 1
Exons: 7
Coding region: 1-789 (262 amino acids)
Biological process (GO): acrosome assembly
Cellular component (GO): acrosomal membrane
Source: RefSeq, a predicted model, not a curated record
AUGGCGCUGCGGGCGGGCGGCGCGGCGGGGCGGCCGGCCCUCCUCCUGCCCCUGCUCCUGCUCCCGCUCCUGGCCUCGCUGGCGGCGGGAGCCGCGAACGGCGGCAGCGCGGAGGCGGCGGAGGCCCCGGGCUGGCGGGGCGAGCCGGGUCUGAAUGCCACUGUGUCCACGGAAGUAGAAUUUGGAGUAUGCACAGUUACAUGUGGGAUUGGCAUUCGAGAAGUUCUCUUAACCAGUGGAUGCCCUGGGACUGAAGCAAAAUGUAUUGUCCGUGUGGAGGAAUGCCGGGGGCCGGUAGACUGUGGAUGGGGAACACCAAUUUCUGAGGGCCUUGCCUGUGUGAAGAUGCCUUGUAUUUAUAUACCUCCUGAAAACCGAUUUAAAUAUGUUUGGAAGAUGUUAGUUCUAAACAAGACAGCACACAUUCUUCCCAAUGAUUCAGCUAUUAUGGAAGUUUGCAGAGAUACCCACUCGGUUACUUUCCAGUGUGAAACUCAAGAAAAUGGAAAUAUAAUUGCCUCUGUAAAAUACACAGUCUACGCAAAAACUGAAAUGCAAACAAAAAAGUCAAGGAGAACAGAAACAGGGCAAUCAAGGAGAACAACGACAGAUGCCAUUCUGGUCUUUUGCCUGGCAACUGGAAUCAUUGUGACUGUUGGUGUGAUCUUUGCCGUGAUCUUUAUGAUUCUUCACUGGGCUGCUGUAAAAGCUAUUUGGAAAUCAAAAUCCGGGCAAGACAACCAAGACAAGAAGCUGGCAAACAAAAGAUCACUGUGUAACAUGGAAUAAAUAGUGCCCCCCCUCAGGGUCCACACUGGCCUUUCAAGGAAUUGGAGUCUCCACCUGCAGCUGCAGUGUUCUCACCAUCUGCAUUAGCCAUAAUACUAGAAGUGGCAGAGCCCUCACUCACAGAAGAUGAAGUAUAUAAGUCCUUCCAGGACUUGCAUAAUGAACAGAAUUAGAAAAAAAAAUAAUAUUGGAUUACCUAGAAAUAUGAUAUAAAGAAGAUUAAAAUAUGUUUGAAAUACUGGUUUUAAGAAGUACUUUUUAGAGUUCAUUUGCUGUCUUGGAUUACUGGACUUUAAGUGAAAUGGGUAAGAAUACUAUUUUAAGGUGGAUAUCAAUCCCCAGGUAGUUUAAUAGUCUGAGCACUUCUGAACUGGAGAACCAAAGCCAGGUCUUUGUGAGGAUGUUGAAGAUUAUAUACUUAAUAUGUCUUAAUUUUGUGAAGAUGUUAAUCUAGACUAGAUGAAACUAGGCAUAUAGUCUAGGCAGAGACCGUUUUUUAUAAAGUGCUCCUUAUCUCCUUGAUGAUCCUCAAGCACAGCACCUACUAUGUAAUCACUAUAAUCCAGUUUC